AUGGCCUCUGAUGCUCAACCAUGUCCCCUCCAAAGGAGCACUCAUCAACAUCCACCGAAACCGCCCUACGAUGUUGGUGAGAUCAAGCAUGAGGUGCCACCAAAUUUGAGUGACAGCAAUCAUUCUCCAUUCAGUACACUCAAGGAAGUGAUCGAGUGUGUGAUAUGCGGUGAUCGAGCUUGUUCUCAUCUCUACUACGGGGUUUCUGCGUGUCAUGGAUGUAAAUGUUUUUUUUGGCGAACAGUGAAAACAACGGCAAAAUACGUAUGUCGUUACGAUGGAAAUUGCAAAAUAAGCACCGCUGGCCGUAAUGCUUGCCGCUUUUGUCGUUUUAAUCGAUGCUUGGCAGUGGGGAUGAAAAUUGAAUCUGUUCGAAUGGAAAAACGAAUUGCUAGCGGUGGAAACACGACGACCACCGGGUACACAAGUGGAUCGACGAGCACCCUUCGAAAGGCGACAAAGAGUGGAGCGGUGAUUCAACGUCCACCAAAGCGAGAACGCGAAAAGCGCCCGAUGAGCAGCCAUGAGAGUGAUUUUGAAGCCGAUUGGGACAUGAAAGAGUCGGAAGCGGCAAAGCGUCAACGAAUGGACAAUCGAAUCCUCAUCAACUCGCUUCUUUUAAUCGAUCGUAAUGCGAAUGAAGGCGCUGGACACGCGGCGACGGCGGCUCCUGAAACCGGGCAACCAGUGACGCUCAGGCAAGCCUUUGACAAUCCAAAACUCUUGGACAAGUACCGAAACGUGUUGCGAUUCGAUCGAAAAGAGCCAGCCGAUUGCGCGAUGUUGGCCGAUUCGGCGCGUCGCCUGUUGACAUGGACAAUGGACUGGACGAGGCUUGUGUGCAAUUUGGAAGAGGCUUUGGAUACAACGGAUAAGAUGAAACUCUUACGGAAUUGCUUCGCUCCAUUGACACUUCUCGAGCUGGGAACACAGACUCUUGUGAGCCCGGCGUCAAUCCUUUUGCUUCCUGGGCCUGGUUACAUCUACCAUGAUGGCACAAAACUCCCAGAUAAUUGCUUCUUGAACAAUAAAAUCGUCUCGAAAAUCCUCUCCUCACUUCGCACAAGACUCGUCAACAUAGCACUUGACGAAAAAGAAGUCGUCAUGCUCAAGGCGAUCAUUGUUCUCAAUCCAGAUGCCGAUUGUUUGGCGUUGCACGCGGCGGGAGCGGUGAACUCUCUGCGCACCCGGGCUCAUUCGGCUCUCUACCAGCAUAUUGUCGACAAAUCGGAUGCGCCGAAAGCGGCGGCUCGGCUAGCCAACAUUCUUCUCUUAAUCCCGAAUCUCAUGUUACUCGCGGGUGAACUUGUUGAACAUAUCAGAAUGGCUCACACGUUCUCAGCAAACUCUACGGUUUAUGAUCCUCUUCUUUAUCAAUUGUUUGGUGAUAUCUUCGAGGACUCAUCGGCUUCAGCGGAUCAACGUGGCGAAGGGCCACACUCACUGCACUCCUCAUCGUGUAGUCCGAUUGUGGAGGAGACAUGCGUGGAAAGCGCU
Molecule: messenger RNA, 1497 nt
Organism: Mesorhabditis belari
Lineage: Eukaryota; Metazoa; Nematoda; Chromadorea; Rhabditida; Rhabditidae
Source: the annotation of a GenBank genome assembly